UGUUAAUUGAUAGCAAAGCAAUUUCGUAAAUAGUCAUCGGUUAUUCCGUAUAAAUUUAUAAUUUGUGUACGAUUAAAAGCUCUAUUUUUUUUCAUUUCUAUUUAUGCCUUACAUACUCACGCUUUACUUCUAUAUUCAGUACCUUCACUGUAAUUUAUGAAGAAAAAUUUAGAACAAAUAAAUUCUUGUAUCGACCAGACACCACGUGAAAAUUAAACGUUCAUUGUAUGAAUGUUUUUAAAUGAAUGAAUUGUAUUUUAUUCAACAGUUUCUUUUUUAAUACAGUCUGAUGUUAUUACCGUUUUAAAAGAUUAAAAAAAUAUAUCCAUUAGUGUUCUCUUUCAUAAAAUUAGUACAUUAUUUUUAAUCUUAAAAUUAAUAUAAACAACAUUAACCUUAUUUUGACAUUACAUUAAAUCGUUUUAAAUUGUUUGACUGCAGCUUUAUUUUGAAACAUUAAAAAAUGGCUGAUGAUGAAGAAGAGAAAGAAUACCGGUGGGAGACUGGUUAUGAAAAAACAUGGGAAGCAAUUAAAGAAGAUGACCAUGGAUUGUUGGAAGCAUCUGUUGCAGAUAUUAUUCAUAAUGCUAAAAGAAAGCGUCAGAUGAAUAGAAAGAUUGGUGCCAGAUUAGGAAUGAUGAGACAUCUUUAUAUAAUUUUGGAUGCUUCUGAAUCAAUGUCAAUUCAAGAUUUUAAACCAACACGUUUUUUGUGUUCUUUAAAACUUUUAGAAGAUUUUGUGGAUGAAUUUUUUUAUCAAAAUCCUAUAAGUCAGCUGGGAAUAAUUAUUACAAGAAAUAAAAGAGCAGAAAAAGUGAGCGAAUUAGUUGGAAAUUCCAAGAAACAUAUCAAGGAAAUACAAAACAUGCAACAGAUUACACCAGCAGGUGAACCCUCGCUGCAAAAUUCUCUAGAAUUAGCUUUAAAAUCUUUACGCCUUCUGCCAUCACAUGCUAGUAAAGAAAUACUUGUAAUCAUAGGAGCCCUUACCACUUGUGAUCCAGGAGAUAUUAAUGAAACUAUACAAAGCAUGAAAACAGAUUGUGUAAGAUGCAGUGUGAUUGGGUUAGCUGCUGAAUUAUAUAUUUGUAAAAGAAUGGCAACUGCAACUGGUGGAGAACAUGGAGUUGCAUUAGAUGAUAAACAUUACAAGGAACAGUUGAAUAUGCACAUAGAUCCACCGCCAGCUGCGACUAGACUAGAUGCUGCUCUUGUAAAAAUGGGCUUUCCUCAUCAUGCACUGCAUUCUUCUGUAAACGAUUCUGCUAUGGCAGUAUGUAUGUGCCAUGCAGAAAAUUCUGAAGAAUCUGUUAAACUUAUUAGUACAGGGUAUUUGUGCCCGCAGUGUCUCAGUAAACAUUGCGAACUUCCUGUUGAGUGUAGAGCAUGUGGGCUAACUUUGGUAUCUGCUCCGCAUCUAGCUCGAUCCUAUCACUACUUGUUUCCUGUUGAACCUUUCGACGAAAUCGUAUACGAUGGAACUCCUUCGCUUUGUUACGGUUGUCAGAAAAACUUUUCACAGCUAGAUAAAAAGGUAUACGUUUGCAAUAAAUGUAGCCAAACAUUUUGCUUAGAUUGCGAGAUAUUCAUUCACGAAUCUUUACAUACAUGUCCAGGAUGCGCUACAAAUCCAGAUACAUAUCAAAGAUCAACGGAUAGAUCGUAAUUUAUUAAAUACAUACGUGAUUGAAAACGAAGAAGAGGACUCGGGAUGGCGAACCGUUUGUGGAAGGCGCUGUCCCGAAGACGCAUCGACGACAGCCAGGACAGCAAGGGUGAAUUGGCUCGGGUUCUAGGCCUUU
Messenger RNA from Osmia bicornis bicornis, 1802 nucleotides. It is a transcript of the gene Ssl1, whose product is annotated as general transcription factor IIH subunit 2. Gene Ontology annotation, cellular component: transcription factor TFIIH holo complex; transcription factor TFIIH core complex. NCBI's taxonomy places the organism in Eukaryota, Metazoa, Arthropoda, Insecta, Hymenoptera, Megachilidae. The transcript has 8 exons. The coding region runs from base 464 to 1666 and encodes 400 amino acids. Gene Ontology annotation, molecular function: zinc ion binding. The record is from RefSeq and is a predicted model, not a curated record. Gene Ontology annotation, biological process: regulation of transcription by RNA polymerase II; nucleotide-excision repair; DNA-templated transcription.